AUGCCUUUGACCAAAUCCCGACCCAGUGCCUCGGAGGCGGAGGGCAGCAACCGACCGCCGCCGCUUCGGACAGCUCAAACAGAUGACCUCAAUCACUUCACGGAUACUCAGGUGGGUGAGGAUCUGAGUUUGGAGGAGCAGACUGCUGUGUUGCAAGCGAUGACCCUGGAGUCACCUCCCGGAGUCCAGUCAUCGUCUGUCGUAUCUCAGCCAUCUCCCAGUAUCGUCCAAUCACCAGCCAGCAUUUCCACUGAAUUUAGCUACCGGAGUGUUGCACCAACAUCAACCCCAGCGACACCGAUCACGCCUCUGUCUCCCACAACCUCAAACCCUGCUCCUCCGCAAUCCAAAUUCGCGUCAGCUUUGCAGGAUGUCAGACAUUUUGCCGGAGGACUAAUCAGCCACCCUUACGAAUCAACCAAGCACUUCUCGAUUCUUCGGCAUUCAUUUGGCAUUGUCUACUACACUGGACCAUCCACGAAUCUUGCAAUCACAAUCUUCUCUGACCGGGAGCUGCCUUCUGACCGAACCCUAUGGUUGCAGCGGAGAGGAUUCUCGGGUAAGACCGGUCUAAAACUUGGAGGGCUUCUGGGUGCCAGGAGCACUUGGAUCGAUGUAACCCCGUCCAUUCAGGCUGCAGCUGAGCAGGUGAGCCCUAACGACGAGCGUGCGUGGCAGAGGGAUAUCAAGAAGUUCUUGAAGAAGGCUCCGAAAGAGCUUCGAUCUCAUCGCCCGCGUGAGACCGACAUACUUCGGAUCCCUUGCGAGGCCGACGACGGCUACCUGAGGGUGGUCCUAUGCACAGAAGGUGGGAAACGUACUCUAUGCGGUAGUCCAAUCUUCCGGCUGGCGUCAUCCUCGGCAGACUCCAGUGUGGUCAGGGGCUCGUCACUCAAAACAAUGCCACUAGAAGCGGGCAUCAAGUUUGCAGCAACUGUGGGAAGACAAUUCGUGACAGCUACGGCCGGUCCAUAUAUCAGCACGGCACGGGAGGCGGUCACAAAUCAGAUAACUUCGGUCUAUCAACCAAGUGCUGUAGCACAGCAGGCCAUGACUACCGCCUACGAUCAAAGCGGAGUCCAAGACCGCUUAGACAACAUGAACGAAGAGUACGAUACAGCUCGGGACGACUCUUACAACCGCAUCGAGAUGCAGGAGUAUGAUGCUCUUGAUCGACCAGCUGUGGUUGGGCCCGCAUCUGGGCCAGUACCGCCGUUUCCUGUGCGAUUCCAUGGGAAAGUUGUCGCUGGCACCGGCAGAAGCAGGGCAUCGUUGAACAUGCCCACAGCGAAUCUGACAAGUGUCCCGGAGGAAAUUCUUAUGAGAUACAAAGGAGUCUACUUCGGCUGGGCGGCGGUGAACCUGCCAAAGAAGCUUGCUCAAGCGGAAGGCAUAACAUACGAAUGGCGCCAAGCCAUCAUCACAAUCUCACCAGAUCCGGAUAGAAGAAGAACAGUCAUCCACAAGAACAACGCACGAGUUUACCUGAUCCACGAGUUUGGUUCUGUUGAUUUCAUGGAUGCUAAGCUAUCUGUGAUGAUGAUGGGCUAUCUACGAGCGAUCGAAGAGCCACGGCUCGAUCAGGAGCCGGAUCCAGAAGCGGAGUUGUUCGAUUUCUACAAGGAUGUUAGCAUCACGAAUGCAAGUCUGGCUCGACCGGCAUGGUCUGUAACAGCGACAAUGGAACGCGAGAAAUCGAAGGCAUCCAGCCGAUCGGUCUCGGAGCGCUAUGUCGACUUCAGGCAGAACACGCAAAGGCAGAUCGAUCGAGUGCCCGUGCAUCGACUUGGUGUACGAACAGAAGGAGCGGCCUUGAAGGACAGACUGAUCGGACAAGGUGGAGUGUGGAUUCCAAGAUCAGCCAUAACUCACGCGGCUACGUCCUGA
Cladophialophora yegresii CBS 114405 is the source of this 1887-nucleotide messenger RNA. RefSeq lists its product as uncharacterized. Gene Ontology annotation, molecular function: riboflavin kinase activity. Gene Ontology annotation, cellular component: mitochondrion. Bases 1 to 1887 code for a protein of 628 amino acids. Gene Ontology annotation, biological process: FMN biosynthetic process; riboflavin biosynthetic process. The transcript has a single exon. The record is from RefSeq and is a predicted model, not a curated record. Lineage: Eukaryota; Fungi; Ascomycota; Eurotiomycetes; Chaetothyriales; Herpotrichiellaceae.